AUGGUGUGCGUGCCAUGCUUAGUGGUUCCUUUCCUUCUCUGGGUCUUCCACAGAUUCUUUCUACCUCUGUUGUUGCCCUUUUUCCCGAGUCUGCAGGCCAAAUUGGGUCAAGCUCCGUCCGUGGAAGCCACUGAGGUAAAUACUUUAUCCUGUCCUACACACAGUGCAGAACACUCUGACAGUAGUCCAACGGAAUCCAAGAAGGACCUUUAA
Messenger RNA from Echinococcus granulosus, 213 nucleotides. RefSeq lists its product as hypothetical. Lineage: Eukaryota; Metazoa; Platyhelminthes; Cestoda; Cyclophyllidea; Taeniidae. The record is from RefSeq and is a predicted model, not a curated record. The transcript is spliced from 3 exons. The coding region runs from base 1 to 213 and encodes 70 amino acids.